Arabidopsis arenosa is the source of this 607-nucleotide messenger RNA. NCBI's taxonomy places the organism in Eukaryota, Viridiplantae, Streptophyta, Magnoliopsida, Brassicales, Brassicaceae. The record is from the annotation of a GenBank genome assembly.
ACGCGAGAAAAAUCAAAGGUUUUUGGAUAUGGCGUCGAAGCGGAUCUUGAAGGAAUUGAAGGAUCUUCAGAAGGAUCCACCUACAUCAUGUAGCGCAGGUCCUGUUGCUGAAGACAUGUUUCACUGGCAGGCGACGAUAAUGGGUCCUUCAGAGAGUCCUUAUGCUGGAGGUGUUUUCCUUGUAACCAUCCAUUUCCCUCCAGAUUACCCAUUCAAGCCUCCUAAGGUGGCCUUUAGGACCAAGGUGUUCCAUCCCAACAUUAACAGCAACGGUAGCAUUUGCCUCGACAUCUUGAAGGAGCAGUGGAGUCCUGCACUCACCAUUUCCAAGGUGCUGCUAUCGAUCUGUUCUUUGUUAACCGAUCCAAACCCGGAUGAUCCUUUGGUGCCCGAGAUAGCUCACAUGUACAAGACUGACAAGAACAAGUACGAGUCCACUGCACGGAGCUGGACUCAGAAGUAUGCCAUGGGCUAAACGGAAAAUCCCACCUACUAAAUUAUCUCUUUAUGAAAAAUCUGCCUUAAUUUCUAUGUAUGAUUCAAUAGACAUCUCUCUGUGUCCUUUUAACUUUCUGAAGACAGGACCAAAUGAAGUGGGUCCUGUUUU